Penicillium verhagenii is the source of this 744-nucleotide messenger RNA. RefSeq lists its product as uncharacterized. The record is from RefSeq and is a predicted model, not a curated record. The transcript has 2 exons. The coding region runs from base 1 to 744 and encodes 247 amino acids. Lineage: Eukaryota; Fungi; Ascomycota; Eurotiomycetes; Eurotiales; Aspergillaceae. Gene Ontology annotation, cellular component: cytoplasm; nucleus.
AUGCGGUUCUUGUGUUUGCACGGCCGAGGCACUAACGCGGAUAUACUAGAGGCCCAGCUCGCACCCUUGUGUCUUCGUUUGAGCCAGCACACUUUUGACUUUAUCGACGCCCAAACUGUCUGUUCGGCUGCCCCGGGAAUUUCGGGUCUUUAUCCACCGCCGUUUUUAUGCUGGUACAAGCACGGCCGCGCUGAUGAAGUUACCGCUGCACUGGAUUAUUUGUGUACCAUAAUAGACGAGGAUGGGCCUUAUGACGGGUUGAUUGGAUUUUCGGAGGGCGCUGCGCUAAUCGCCAGCCUGUUGCUCUGCGACGAACAAGCGGGUCGUCCUGCACGCGUCCGGAUAGCUGCGUUUUUCAAUGCUGUUAUGCCGUUAAUCCCCGACCAUUUGGUCGAGACGAAACACGAAGCAUUAAAUUCCCUGAGUGAGGUUGUUCGCGGGCAUGAAGAGCACUAUCGCGCUCUACUUCAGGCCGAUGAACAAAAUAAUAAUUCUUUGAUGUCUCAGGCGCGUUGUUUUGCGCCGACAGACCCACUGCGGAUCCCCAUCUCCACCGUUCAUGUGAUCGGCAACCAGGAUCCUUUCUCGCCCUCAUCUCAGAUGGUUUCUGAACUGUGUCGGUCAGAGCGGUCGCAUGUUCUUCGGCACGAGGGUGGCCACACCUUACCACAGGCUAAAGAUGUACUUGACCAAUGUGCCGAGCUCAUCGAGACGGGAGCUUUACUUUCAUCAUUAGACAUCUGA